This is a messenger RNA of Symbiodinium natans, 594 nucleotides long. The record is from the annotation of a GenBank genome assembly. NCBI's taxonomy places the organism in Eukaryota, Dinophyceae, Suessiales, Symbiodiniaceae.
AUGAUGGCCUUGUCGGCGAUUCUUCCUGGCCAGAUCCAGACAGAGUCAAGGAGCUCAAAGGCAUCCUAUGGGUCCUCGUCUACUUUGGAUCCUCAGGCUGGCCACAGUCUCCACGAGGUUCUCGACCUUGCGACAGUGAGGAACACGGAAGACGAGGAUGAGGCGCAGACGCCAGCCUUCCGUCGCCGCGACCGCCGCCAUCUACGAGAGCUGCGCCUCAAGGAUUUCCUGAAGGCGAACGGCUUCAGGGAUGUAAGCGACCCGCGCCAGGGCGGGUGUUUCUCCUUCAAGGAAAGGCUCUGGCCCCUGCAUGUUGCUGCACGGCUUGGCGAUCACGAAAUGGUCCAGAUUCUUCUUGCCGCUGGGGCCGAUACCUCACAGAAGACCUCGAAGGGGCGGACGGCACUGGAGAUUGCAGAAGGAUCAGGCAACUGGACCACAGUUGAUGUGCUGCGCUUCAACACAAAGGUCAUGACAGCCAGUCAGUUCUCCAAGUAUUUCAUACUGUCUAAAAAUUCUUUAUGUUGUCCCGAGUGUCCCCCGCCAAAGGCUGCUUCAGGCUCAGGGCUGUCGAAGUCUGUUGCUUGGAACUGA